This is a messenger RNA of Aethalodelphis obliquidens (Pacific white-sided dolphin), 1414 nucleotides long. RefSeq names its product EEF1A lysine methyltransferase 3 (gene EEF1AKMT3). Lineage: Eukaryota; Metazoa; Chordata; Mammalia; Artiodactyla; Delphinidae. The record is from RefSeq and is a predicted model, not a curated record. Gene Ontology annotation, cellular component: protein-containing complex; cytosol. Bases 282 to 962 code for a protein of 226 amino acids. The transcript is spliced from 4 exons.
GAGCCCACCCCUUAAAGCUCCAGGAGUGAAUUCUAAUGGGCUGGGCAGGGAGGAACGCAGAGGGGCCGCGCGGGAGGGCGCCUCCGGGCCGCUGGUCUUUAACUGGGCUGGCAAGGCCAGACCCCACCCAGCCUCUUUCCUUAGCCUGCUUCUGUUUGGUCUGGGUUACCACCCCGGUUGCAGGCCCCCGUGCACCCCGCAGGUGAGAGGGGUCCAGGGACCCCGCUUCCUACGAUCCGGGAUCCGAGCGCUGGCCGGCGACCCGGCACUCUCGCGGCCAGAUGGCGGAUCCCCGCCCAGAUCCUGAAUCAGAGCCCGAAUCCGUGUUCCCACGGGAGGUCAGACUCUUCGCCGACUCCUACUCGAAGAAAAGCCGGUUCUAUUUCUGUGGUCACGUGCUGAGCAUCACGGAGAACUUCGGGUCCCGCCUCGGGGUGGCAGCGCACGUGUGGGACGCGGCUCUAAGCCUGUGCAACUAUUUCGAGAGUCAGAAUGUGGAUUUCCGAGGCAAGAAAGUGAUCGAACUGGGCGCUGGGACGGGCAUCGUGGGUAUCUUGGCAGCGCUGCAGGGGGGGGAUGUUACCAUCACUGACCUGCCCCUGGUCCUAGAACAGAUCCAGGGCAACGUCCAGGCCAAUGUGCCGGCUGGAGGCCGGGCCCAGGUCCGCGCCUUGUCCUGGGGGAUUGACCAGCAUGUCUUCCCUGGAGACUAUGACCUGGUGCUGGGGGCUGAUAUCGUGUAUCUGGAGCCCACCUUCCCACUGCUGCUGGGGACCCUCCAACACCUGUGCGGGCCCCAUGGCACCAUCUAUCUGGCUUCCAAGAUGAGAGAGGAGCACGGGACAGAGAGCUUCUUUCAGCAUCUCCUGCCCCAGCAUUUCCAACUGGAGCUGGCCAAGCGGGAUGAGAAUGAGAAUGUUAACAUCUAUAGGGCCAGGCACAGGGGACCAAGACCUGCUUGAUGUCACCCUUCUGCUCCUCUGAACGCCUUGUUCUAAUGAAGGAACUGCCAUAUGUCCAGAGCCAUAAACAUAAGGACCAAAAACGAUGGAUUUCCCUUGCCUCUGUCUUUCCUCCUUCCCUUUUUGUUUCCUGAGAUACUCUUGGGCAGGUGCAGGGAGGUGCUAUGUGCUAGGAAUACUAGAGCCCUAGCUGUACCGGGCUAGAGUGCAAAGGAAAUUCCCAGUUCCUGUUCUCAGCAGUGGAAGAUGGGAGGGUAUCCAGGAUUUUACGGGAAGGGGAGGUAAGUGGGAUGUGUGAACAGUGGCUGCAGAGAGACAGUCAUGAUCCCAUCUAGUCCUGCUGUUGUCUUUUUAUACAGAAUGGAUUUUUUUUUUCCAGAUUCUACUGGAAUUUUUUAAAAAGGAAAAUAGGGCUUCUCUGGUGGCGCAAUGGUUGAGAGUCCGCCUGCCGA